This is a messenger RNA of Fomitopsis serialis, 1589 nucleotides long. RefSeq lists its product as uncharacterized. The coding region runs from base 291 to 1448 and encodes 385 amino acids. The record is from RefSeq and is a predicted model, not a curated record. Lineage: Eukaryota; Fungi; Basidiomycota; Agaricomycetes; Polyporales; Fomitopsidaceae. The transcript has a single exon.
CGCAAAGGUCCUAUGGGCCCACCCGCCCCAGUGACUGCGUCUGCGACGCAGAGCUUAUUCGCCACCAUUCUAGCGCCGCCGCCGGCCAAACGGCCGCGCACAAUUCAUAAUCCCCAUGAUCCCCCGUCCCUGCACCCGCGAAACCUCAAGCACCGUCCCCUUCACGCAAAGGCGGCAAGACAUCUCGUACCACAGAGAGCACGUCCGGCAAGUCGAAGGGUAAGAGAGGUGCUCGGGAGAAGAGCGGCGGCGGCAAGGGCAAGGGGAAACAGCAGAGCAGUACUGCGGAUAUGGAUAUUGACAUGCAGGCUGCGGCCACUCUAACGUCGUUGCUGCUUUCGUCGAGGACCUCGAUAUCUCAGGCCGCGUCCUCACCGCGAUCGAGUAUAUCGGCUGGCUCCGACGCAGGGUCGUCCCAUUCGUUCCCCCACUUUCAACAGAGCUCUGCACGCACCGCUGCUGGGCCAGCUUCGGUCAGGUCGGAGGCAUCCUUUGGCAUGUCGCAGCCCCGUUCAGGCACUCCAGCAUCAACUGCUGACUCCGCAAUCCAUUAUGACCAUUCUCAAUCAAGUAAUACACACGAGGAGGGAAGGAGUACGCCAAAGACGAGUAGGCGGCCUAUGUAUCCGUCCGAUCAUUCGGGCACGCCUCACCCGCCCACUGAUGCCGAAGCUGCGAACUCGCUGCUCUUCCUGGCAACUUCACCAUCGCCCGUGCGCGCCUCCGCGGCUCGUGACCGUGACAACAAAGACGCGGCGGGCUUCCGCGCCCUAUCAUCCGGCUCUGGCCUCAAGGGACGCGUUCUGUUCCCUACACAUGGCGGCGGGACCGGGGGCGGUGGAGAUGAUGCGUCGAGCGGUGGCGGGAGGGCAUUGCGUAGAGAAGACACUGGCAGCUUCACGUCAAACGCGUCGACCACCUCCAGUCAGUUCUCGUUGGGCAGCAUGACGCACAUAUACAACAGAUACACGCAGAGUGGCCAGGCGUCGGGCUCGCCGAUGAACACAAGUCCGAAUGCUGGAACACCGAAUCCGUCACAAUCCUCUGUGCCCAAGGAACCGACUGUUACUCCGCCCACCCCGACAGAGCCUGGUGCGCCUUCCCUGCUGCCUGCGGCGCCGUCCCCCACCCGCACCGACCGUUCAUACGCGUCUCCACCUCCAGCCUCGCCUGAGCCGCAGCCAGAGUCUGCGCGUGUACGGGCUGUCAAACAGCCGGCCGACAGCACACCGGGCAAUGGCUCAUUCAACCUGAGCGACUUCAUCAAUGUCUCGCCGUCACCUGCGGUUGCUGCUGGAUCUAUGUCGCGGUUAGGGUCGAUGACGGAUGUCGGACGCAGACUAUUCGAGGAGCACCAUGCGGCCCCGGGUGCGCCCCGGAGUAGCGAUACGGGGGCGUCUGGAGCCGAAGGAGGGUUGGCGGCCGGGAUCGAUCUUCCACGGACCUGAGGGCGCGUGUGGGACGUCGUCCCAGAGUGGUUGUGAUGCCGCCAGUCCCUGUCUAUAGCCGAUGUAUAGCCGACUCUACGUCGAGGAAGGACUUCGUGCUGUACGAGUUCAAACGUUCACUAAACACCGGACCCUCAACUG